Molecule: messenger RNA, 1032 nt
Organism: Fusarium pseudograminearum CS3096
Lineage: Eukaryota; Fungi; Ascomycota; Sordariomycetes; Hypocreales; Nectriaceae
Exons: 3
Coding region: 1-1032 (343 amino acids)
Biological process (GO): retrograde vesicle-mediated transport, Golgi to endoplasmic reticulum
Cellular component (GO): SNARE complex; endoplasmic reticulum
Source: RefSeq, a predicted model, not a curated record
AUGAAUAUCACAGUCACCUUCAACGAGCUCCUCAGGGAGCGCAAUGCGCCGGAAACGAAAAAACGUGUCAGCCUGGAUGCUAUAGAUGGUUUUCUGAAAGAGGCGUAUCGGAUUAAUUCGCACAUUACCAGCCUCCAUCGAGAACUCCAAGAUGUUAGACAAGCCUACCUCUCGACCGCGCAACCACGAAAGACGAAUAGCCGAGCCGCACAAGGUCAAUCCCGUGUACUCUCGGAUCGAGACAGAGAAGAAGUCGAUGCCAAUGCGAAACAGAUGAUUCGAGAACUGAAUGCUGGCAUUCGAGCUCUUGACGAGGCCGAGCAGUUACGGCAGGAAACCGAGACUGCUAUGAUUCGAAAGAAAUAUGUGGGAGGUCUAGGCGCUUUGGGUUCUUGGGCUUCUGGUGGCAUGGUUAGUAGCAAAACAAAGGAGCAUGAGGAAGCAGAUGCCAAAGCGCGAGAUGUAGGCAUCCACCGAGAUGGCAUUCUCUGGUUCUUACGGCAACGGCUAGAAUCAUGCUGCCGAACGCAACAGGACAUGAUGGAAGCACGACUGAUGCGAGAGAUGGAAAAGAGCCGCAGCAUGCUUUCAAGAGCUGGUAUCGCUGGAGACUUUGCAGAAUUUCCUCCUUCUGCCCGAAGGCUUUCGCAAACAGCACCUGCAGGGCAGAUCCCUAUGUCCGACGACGGGCAGUUCCCGAGCCAGGGUCUCACAGAAGAGCAGAUUCAGAUGUUUGAGGAAGGGAACCAAGAUAUGAUGAAGCAUUUCGAGAGUAGCUUGGACAAAGUCAGGACGGCUGAGAAGUCAUUACUAGAGAUAUCCGAGCUACAAUCGCUGCUUGUAAACAAUCUCGCAACACAAUCAGCUCAUAUCGAGCAACUAGUGUCAGACUCAUUUUCGACAACAGAAAACGUUGGUGGUGGUAAUAAGGAACUCAAAAAGGCGACGCAACGGGCUAGUCCAGCCAAGUAUACUUUCUUCGCAGCAGGUGGACUUUGCGCGUUUCUGGUCGUUUGGGAUCUUAUAUUCUGA